GCCGAAGACGUUGGCCGGUUUCAUGGCCUUCCUGCCGUGUGCUGUGUCCCGCUCUGGCUCCGCCCCACAUGAGAAAAGGGCGUGGUCCCGCUCUGACUCCACCCCUCAGGAGAAAAGGGCGUGGCGCAGGUGUGACCGCAUGGGCCGCUGGGCGGAGCACGACUACAACCAGUGCUCAUACACCAGCCAGUUCACCCGCAGCCUGCAUGAGCUCACACAGAUGUCGGUGAACGUCUCCAGCGCUCUGAUGCUGGCGCAGCAGCUCUCGUCUCUCACCAGCAGGGCGGCGCUGUUUGGAGACGUGAUGGAUGUGAUAUUCGUCACUCAUCUGGUAGAAAGACUCACACGUCUGGUGGAUCAUGUCAGAGAGUUGGCCGAUCACGUGUUGGAUGUGGCCAGUAACAUGAUGGCGGUGGAGGAACAUGUUCUCUGGAUGGCUCAGAACGAGGCUCGAGCGUGUACCCGGAUCGUCCAGUGUGUGGAGCGGAUCGCAGACCUCGCGCUCAACGCGAACACCACCGGCAUCUCAAAGGUUUCGGUGAACAUCGCUCUGGAGGCGCUGCUGUUUCGGCCGGACUCUCUCAUGGGUUUAUUGUGUACGGUGGAGCAGCGUUUGCCUCUGCUGCCCCCGGUGGCCGACGCUUCACAGCACAACACCCUCCUCAACUUCAGAUGCCACACGCUUAACGUCUCCGGGUCACCUGUGGGUCAGCUCAGCCAGAACACGGUGGCCAUCGCCUCCAUACAUUUCCCGCUGGCUACCCCUCAGUCUGUGGAGAACUGCACCUGUAAGCUGCAGCUGAUCGUCUUCCGCAAUGGAAAACUCUUUCCGUGCACGGGGAAUUCGUCAAAUCUUGCGGACGAUGGCAAGCGCAGAAGCGUUUCGACACCAGUUGCAUUCACCAAAUUAGAUGGGUGUAGCCCCGGGAGCCCCGUGCAGCCGGUUACCGUCGCUCUCCGGCACUUCUCGUUGGGUGUAGACCCCACCGCGGCAUACUGGGAUUUUGACCUGCUGGAUGGACACGGCGGCUGGCGCGCGGAAGGCUGCCACAUAACGGGCUCGGCGCACAACACGACCACCAUCCACUGCGCGCACCACAACAACCUCGCCGUGCUCAUGGAUCUGAAGAAGGUGCUGUCGUUCCCUCCGUAUCCGGGAGAGUUCCUGCACCCGGUGGUUUACGCCUGCACUGCCGUCAUGCUGCUCUGUCUGUUCGCCUCCAUCAUCACCUACAUAGUGCACCACAGCACAAUCCGGAUCAGUCGGAAAGGAUGGCACAUGCUUCUCAACUUCUGCUUCCACACGGCCCUGACGUUCGCUGUCUUUGCCGGAGGCAUCAACCGAAUCAAAUACCCCAUCAUCUGCCAGGCCGUCGGUAUUGUCUUGCAUUACUCGUCUCUGUCCACGAUGCUCUGGUUGGGCGUCACGGCACGAAACAUCUACAAACAGGUGACCAAAAAACCACAGCAGCCGCAGAACGGAGACCACGCGCCGCCUCACCCCGCCAGAUCACCCAUGCUGAGGUUUUAUUUGGUGAGUGCAGGAGUUCCCUUCAUCAUCUGCGGCAUCACAGCAGCUAUCAGCAUCGAGAACUACGGCAGCGGAGAGCAGACGCCGUUCUGUUGGAUGGCGUGGGAGCCGAGUCUGGGCGCCUUCUACGGCCCCGUGGGCUUCAUCGUCCUAGUGACCUGCGUCUACUUCUUGUGCACCAUCAUCCAGCUGCACAAACACCCCGAGCAGAAAUACGAGCUGAAGGCGGUGAGCGAGGAGCAGCAGCGGCUCUCUGACGUCCACCAGGGGGAGCCGGCGAGCGGACAGUGUCACGGCGGCUGCCCAGGGCUCAUCAACCCAUCCACGCUGGCCAACGAACACUCGUUUAAAGCCCAGCUGCGGACGGCGGCGUUCACGCUGUUUUUAUUCACAGCCACGUGGACGUUCGGCGCGCUUGCCGUUUCGCAAGGCCACUUUCUGGAUAUGAUCUUCAGCUGCUUAUACGGGGCUUUUUCCGUCACGCUCGGGUUGUUCGUUUUGAUUCAUCAUUGCGCAAAACGCGAUGAUGUCUGGCACUGCUGGUGCGCAUGCUGUCCCGGGCGACGCCCUCCCAACACAUGCCACGCCCACACCCACGGCCACACCCACAAACUCAACAUAAACGGCGACGCCCACUCCCACUGCCAUCUAGAUGGUGGGAAACCUGUUCACUGCGCAUGUCGUGCCGCCGCGCAAAAUCACGUGACCUGCCUGACGCCGGUUUCACCGUGUUGUGCCGCUCUGCAUUCGCAACAGCUCCUAGAAGACGAAACAAGCGCGCAUGUGCUUCUCCACGCCGACCAUGACGGUUACCGACCCGCCGUACGAUUGCACCGCUGCUCCAAACCCGUCAGGACUAAAACAAGGCGCCAACGUGAACUAGCAUUGCGCAUUCCCACUGGAGCGGACGCCAUUAGCGCGCACAGCUCGCGUGCUAACAGCCCACAUGCCCACAUUUGCCACUUGGCUCACGAAGUUUGCCCUCACGAGGCGCUCACGCUCUGCCACCAUCAUCAUCACAUGUGCUGCGCAAAAGACGAGCUCCUCGACGUGGGCGAGAGCUUUCUGUGCGGGAAACUCGCGGAGGACGAUUUGCAUCACGCGCAUAUAGAGCUGCACGCCCGCAGACAGUCGCUGGCCAAUCAGAACGGCAUCCUGAAGGGAAACGCGCUGUAUCCGUCCGACAUCACGGGGAAUAUACGCACCGGACCCUGGAGAAACGAAACUACCGUGUAGUUCGACCGAACUCCAACACUUCUUAGGAUUUAAGAAAGGAACUUUUUUUAGUACCAUCCCAAGCUCUUUCCUGCAUCAUUCAUCCUACAGGAUGAUUCUGCGGAUCGUACAAAUGCGAGAACGAAAAACCCGGGGCCUCAUUUAUAAUACACAUAUAUACAAGUUGAACUCCCACAAAUAUAUCUUUAUGUAAGAUGUACAGCCAUCAUCAAU
Molecule: messenger RNA, 2980 nt
Organism: Sinocyclocheilus grahami
Lineage: Eukaryota; Metazoa; Chordata; Actinopteri; Cypriniformes; Cyprinidae
Product: adhesion G protein-coupled receptor A1-like
Exons: 11
Coding region: 23-2767 (914 amino acids)
Biological process (GO): cell surface receptor signaling pathway; G protein-coupled receptor signaling pathway
Cellular component (GO): glutamatergic synapse; postsynaptic density; plasma membrane
Molecular function (GO): G protein-coupled receptor activity
Source: RefSeq, a predicted model, not a curated record